This is a messenger RNA of Betta splendens (Siamese fighting fish), 2864 nucleotides long. RefSeq names its product spermatogenesis associated 2-like (gene spata2l). Bases 340 to 2001 code for a protein of 553 amino acids. Lineage: Eukaryota; Metazoa; Chordata; Actinopteri; Anabantiformes; Osphronemidae. The record is from RefSeq and is a predicted model, not a curated record. Gene Ontology annotation, cellular component: cytoplasm. The transcript is spliced from 4 exons.
UUGUUCUGUUUCCCUUUCAUUAGACAGAGUUUUUAUUAGGGCUACUUUGUAAAGUGCCUUCAGAUUGAUUUUUUGUGAAUUGAUCCUAUAUACCUGAAUUGAGUAGUUUCUGUUGCAUUGUAGUAUUUUCUGUUAGGGACAUGACACUGAUAGCGUUUAGGUAAGGGCCCCCGCCCCCCGGCCCUCACAGCGCCAUCGCGCGCCCCUGUCUGACGCCGUCCACGUGACAGUGUUUACCUAAACCCCAACCCUGAGCAGGAACCAGUCUGCGUCGGCCGCGCCAGGGAGCGUGUCCAUGGGCCAGAGCUUGAGGUUCACAGGCAGGCGCCCGGCAGAGACAUGAGCAACUCCCGGCCAACACUCGGCGACCUAGAGGCUGCCUACAAGCACAGUCUGGAGAAGCAGAUCGUGGGACGAGGCACCAACUUGACAUGUAGUGACCAGGAGUUAUGGGACCAGGUGGAGGCGCUGCUGAAGGAGGGAAGUACUGACGACACCCACUGCCUGGGUCUGGAUCCGCUGAGGCUGAUGGAGGAGUCGCUCGCGCAGGCAGCAGCGGUAUCGACGCCCAGCGCCGGGAGAGUCCGAGGCAGAGCUGGAUUACAAGGCCUGGCUAAAGCUUUUGAGGUCCUUGAGCAAGCAGCUUUGAACCUCUACCUCAGCCCCUGGAGGGAGGAGUACAAAGUCGUCAAGAUGUACUCCGGUAUGUUCACCCAUUGCAUCAAGCCGGUGCUCUCAAUGCCCCAGAUCGAGAAAGUGUUCGGGCUGUUGGGGUACAGGCCCGGCUCUUCUCGACAGCAACAGCUCCACCUUCAGUCAUCCAGAACCUCUACUGCCACUCCAGAAGACCUCCUCCGCUUGUCUUGUGCCUUCUUCUUGGCCCGCUGCGAGUGCUGCCUCCUCCAGAAGGUCCUGGGGAGCCAUGUUGGUGAGGCUGACUGGGAGCUGAGUGUGGUGCGAGAGAGGCAGAAAGGCCACAGUGUUCAGUUUGCCUUGGAAAACACAAUAAAGACCCUGAAGGUCCAGCAGCCAGUCACUGAGCCAUUAGAUGCAGAUGUGGAUGUAGAUCUGUACACAGAUGUACUGGCUAACGGGGGGCAGAAGGAGAUAGGGGGUGUAGAUGAUGAGGGUCCUCGCUCUUUAAUCUGGGCGUCUCCCCUCGGAUCACCCAAAGCUGUGAAGAUGCACAGCAAUGAAAUUAUGUCCUUGCCCUCCACAUCUGCCUCCCCACCCACUGGAGAGCACAGCUGUAUCUCCAUGCUCAACUGCCAGCUGACAAAGACAUCACCUGUAGAGUCCAAUAUCCACAGAAGCUCAUCUGUCAACAAAAGGCAAAGCAAGCAAACCUGCAACGAGUCGAAGUUGGAUGGAGGAGACCAGCCCCAGCUGCACAGCCUGCAGCUGGAAGAGGUGGAGCUUGGUAUGAAGAAGGCUGAAGCCAAUCAGUUAUGCAGCUGUCUCCAGAAUUCCUCCUAUCCUACAAUGAAACACUGUGCUAAGUGCAAACUGACAGACAGUAAGAGCUGUGCCGUUCUUGGGAGCUGCCAUGUGGAACGCCGCCCUGAUGUUGCAGUGGACUCAAUGGCAGGAUCGGGCUCGGUGUCGGCACAAAACGAAAGCCUUAGAGUGAGCGACAGGAGUGCAGCACAAAUUGUCCCCAGCGGCAGCACGGUGAUGUCCUCGUUGGUGCGAAGCGACUGUCCUAAACCGAAGCCUAAAGCGAUCACCUACCAUGAGUGCUGCAACCUUGCCCAGCUGGACCCUCGCCUUCUGUGCCACAGCUGCUGUGUCUUCCACUCGGAGUCCUGCAAAGAGCGAGAGUACUGCAAAUCUCACCACAUGGUCAAAGAACUGGGAGUGUGUGAGUGUGGGAGGCUGUGCUCCAGAAAACCUCUGGUUCUGUGUAGAUACUGUGGCAGCGAGUACUGUAGAGACUGUUGGUACAGGACCCCACUUGAAUGCACAUGUGGCCAAACGUUUGACCAGUCGUCCUCUGUGUGAUUUCAUUAAUGAGGCACAAGUAGCGAAAUCACAAAGCCUUAAAUGUUUGUGCUUCUACUAAGAACCUUUUAUAACAAAAGAUCCAGUUGUUGCCUUGACAUGGUGCUAAAAAACGGUAAUUAGUGCGUUCAUUAGUCAAUGAUGUCUGAAACUAGUCGUGUCGUUGUUUUUUAAAGUCUACAGCUGAAACAAAUCUGCCACACGCAUCACUGAAGAAAUGAAAACAAGGGAGACAAUGUUUCAACCUAGUGCCAAGAGUCAUCUGAUGACUCAUUCACCAACCACAUCCCAUCAGCGUUACAUAGUCCUAAUGAUGACGAGACCUAGGACAAGUACACAUACAGAGGAAUAUUUUUUACUUUUACCUUACGUACCUUAAAGGGCAACUUUACCUUUUUAGUGUUGCUUGCUAUGAGGCGUGCCCAGUGGACAAUCCAGGUUUCCUUCCGAACCACGAUGGGUCGCGAACACCCACCCACAGUUGCUGGUGUUUGUUUGCGUUGCUGUAGAGAGGAUGGUUUCUGCACUGUCAGGUGCUGGGUUUAGGUUCACUGGAAUAUAUGCUCCAGUACAGAAGCAAGUUGAAACUGAGUGAAGCCAAUAUACACAAGUAUAAUAGAUCAUACAGGCUUCUGUGUCACAAAUGUGAAAUGUUUUUCAGCUUAUCAAUGUAGCUUGGCACAGCACAAGGGAACCUGCCUUCAUCUGCAUCUACUGCCCGUUUCUGUGUUAAAUGAGCAGAUGUCUCGUGACGGUGGAUUUGGUUGUUGCAUACCAGACUAACCAGCACCUGAGGAAUCAGCUUUCGUGUUUAAAUUUUUGUUGCAUCACAACUAACAAAAUUAAAUCAUUUUUUAAAUGUG